AUGGACAUCGUGCCGUUUGUAACGGCCGCGGGCAACAACGAUGACGGUGGUAUUGGUGGUAGGACGGAGCAGGAAGCGAACCAGUACUUCUUGCAUUUGUUGCAGGAGAAUACUCAGGUGAACUUGUUCCUGAAUGACCCCCGCAUUCAAAGUGCCUUGGAGCUUCGCGCGGAACAACGACAUCGAUUUGCAUUGGACAACGUGUACGCCGAAGCCAACGCAUACAUUGCACACCUAGAGGCAACAGCGGAUGCGAAUCAUCGUCAACAGCUAGCAUUUGUGAGCCAAUCCACACACCUGUUGGUGGGACAGCUACACAAUGAAGUACGAGUGCUAGAGACAAUCGCCCGAGCAGAACGACAAUCAGCCAAUGAGCUGCAGGCACAGCUGGCACGCGCACAAGGGGAAAGUCAUGAUGAAAGGUCUAUGGCCAUGCAGUUUGAUGCACAUCGGUCCGAGCUGGAAGCAGCAGCGCGCACGCUCACUGCGGAAAACAGACAGCAUGAACGCCGUUUCGCGGAAUUGCGCUCGAGUAUCGAAGAAAACCACAGUGAGAUGAUUGCCUUUUUAGGGUCUGAGUUUGAGGAAAAGCUUCAAUGGGAAGAAAACGAGUACUACCAUAGGCUAACCUCUGAGGCACAGCAGUACGAUAGCUUGGUUGAUGACCUGCAGGACAGGAACGCGGAGCUUAUAGCUGAGGUCGACUCACUCAGGACUGUCUUGUCGACAGCGGAGAGUAGCCCACCGCAAGGUGGUGCCGUGCCGGUGAAAGUCGAUCCCAGUGAGAGCUCCAAACUUCAACCAAGCCCACCGCAAGGUGGUGCCGCAGCGACAAGCCCUGCUACGCUUUCCAGCGUGGGAAGUGCCCACGAGGUGAUAAGUGGAGGUAAAGGCGGUAAAGGUGGGGAGAAGAAGGAUACCUCCAAGAUUCCUUGCAUCUUUUACCCCAAAGGCACCUGCAAGAACGGUAAGAAUUGCCCAUUCAUGCACAAGGAUGCCGCUCCCUCUGUCCCGGCCAAAGGCGAUAAGGCUGGCAAGGACGGGAAGAGAUCGCCCUCCGGCAAGCGCAGGCGACCCAGUAAGAAAAGGCCAAAGAGUGAGGACAAGCCAGCCGCUUGCUGUCUUUCCCUCACAGCCACCCUCACGGGUGAGCCACCGGCCGAUGCUGUGAAGGCCUACGCAGUAGCAGCCCGCAAGGGCCCUGCCGGAAAGCCCCGAAGCAGGAAAGUCCAGUUCCUAAGGCCAGAAAUCAUUGACAUCCCGCCUGAGGGUGAAGGCUGGAGCUUCGUACCAGACAAGCACAAGUUCGAAUUCAGGUACAAGUCUGCGGAGCUAUGCCCACCAUCAAUUCCAGAGGACACCGAAGAAGCUUUGCAGAAUGCCCGUCACUUGGAAUCAGCAGUGAACGGGAUGAAGCUUAAGGUUCGGGUCAAGUGUGAGAACCUCGAAAUCAUCGCAGACACCGGUAGCGAGGAAGAUCUGAUUAGACCAUUGAUGGCAUGCUUAGCAGCAAAGUCCUCAGAAUCUGAUGGCAGCAAGGUUGCACCGACCUCUGUCAAGUCUGGUCCAGCUGGCGCGGCAGAAGAUCCCAUCGAAAAGAUGGCGAAUUGCAUUCCUCCCAUUCCUGGGGUGGAAACGAAGCAACUGCUAAAGGCAGGUUGGACUGUCAUCAACGGCAGCCCCGAUGACGUGUGGUCUUUGUUGGAGGAUUCAGUCAACAUUGAUGAAUUGGACGGAAUCUAUGGGGAAGCGCAAGCCGACAGCGAUGUCGAGCCAUACACAAUGCCAAAGUCUAAGAAGGAUGAACAACUUAGCGAAGACCUGGAUGAAAUGUUCCCAGAGCUAUUUGGUCCUGAUCGUGAUAAAGAUCCUCCGCCGAAGGACGCGAAAGAAGCCACCCGCAAGGGUGAGUCAAAGUCUGAUUCCCGUGCAGCAUUGCUUGAUGAUGUUCCGUUCUCUGUGAAGCAGAAGCUGAAGUCCAGCGCAGCAGUAGCAGCGCAAGAACCACCGUAUGGUUAUACGUGGAGUGGGGAAUGUUUGGUCAAGAAGAACAACAAGAACCGCCCUAACGCUAUUGAUCAUACUGCAUGGAAGGCUAUGUCGAAAAGACAAAGAGCAACAGCAAUUGCAGAACAUGAGAAGAAGCUACAUGAGGAGAAUGAGGCACUGUAUCGUGAAGCUGUAAAGGCGGAUUGGUGGGACGGCGAAACCUACUUCGACCUCGCAGGCCGGGAACAGUCUGAUUUCGAGCUGGCAGUUGCAGCUGCCCGCAAGGGCAAGCCGGUCGAGGUUGACAACAAGGUUUCGGUAGCAGCAGCUCCGGAUGCAUCAAAGGUUGUCGAGGACUUCGCUCAACAAUCGUUCGAGGCUAACGAUUACAGCUUCAAGACCUUCGAAAAGCUAGCUGGGCUUAUUCGUACCAAUCUCAAGGCAUCAUUGGCAAAAACGCGGUCAUUUAUGGCUUCUGAGAAUCUAUCCAAAUACUUGGUGUUCGGCGCUUGGGUCCAUGGUGGGUGCUUUGGUAUUACCAACCGCACAAAACAUUAUCCAUGGAUUUGCAGGUAUGUGAAUGGAUUUGUUAAGCAAUCAUCUCCGAAAGGGUUUACAUGGACUUCGUUCGUGUUCAACUUCAAUGGCAAGGCCCGCAUCCACACGGAUAAGUACAAUCAGAAAGAAUCGUACAACCUGACGUUCUCCUUCGGUAACUAUACAGGGGGGACACUGUGGAUUGAGGGCGCGAGCCAGUUGGGACCACCGGGAAUAUACACAGAUGAUCAUGGCAAAGACCACAAAGGCUACAAUUGCAACACAUACCGCAAGCCCACUCUGUUGCAUCCAUCGACAAAACAUGGUGUACAACCCUACACUGGCGAACGACAUUCCUUCAUCGCCUACUCUUCAGGGGGGUACCAGAAGUUCAACAAAAAGCAAAAGCAAUUCCUACAUCAAGCGCAGUUCCUCUUGCCUACGGCUCAGUUGAAGCUCCCAGCUCAGAAGGCAAUGGUUUGUUUGAGGUGUGUUGGUUCCCCUCUCGAUGAGGGGGGUAGGCUUAACAAACCGUGUUCUCGUUUCGAAAAUGAUUCGUUUGCACACACAUCGCUCGAGUGCACAAACACACAACAAACUGCAAGCCUUGACCAUGAAAUCUUGGCUUUCUUUAUGUGCACGCCUGCCAUUGCAAUUUCAGCUGGUUCUGAUCUUCUCGACUUGCCCGAAGCGACUUCUACGAUCCCCAAGAUGGCAGCCAUCGUUGUGAGCGACGAGUUCUGCAGGGUCAACACCUCCGAAGCAGACAGGAAUGGGGUUACCAAGGCCAUGAAAACCAUUCUCCAAUCCGCCGCCCUCAACAACGAUAUCAUUUCGCUCGGCGCCGAUCAUGAGAGCCAGCUCUUGGAGUCGGCGUACAGCUGCGUAUCCACACAAUGCGCGGCUGGGGUAUCCUUGACCCAUGCCGACGCAACCUGUGUGGCUCUGCGCCAGAUGGCUGACCUCAGUGACGAGGGACUCGCCAAGUUGAAGCCAACCGCAAGGUUGAGCCCCAAGGCCAAGCGAGCCAUCAUAGUCGUGUCAGACAGCUCCACUGCACUUUGCAAGAAGAACAGGCGGGGAGUGUUCGUUAAGGCCGACUUGGAUGCGGAAGUGAACAUCGCAAGCUUUACGCUGGGAUGGGCACAGACUCGCUAUACCAUGUGUUGGGGUAAAACCUUGGCGUGGAUUGUCUGGCAGGUCGAGGAGCAUGUGAAGGAGCUCAGGAGCAACUAUCCGGACCACACCAUCGACAUAAUCUGCUGGUGGUGCGGGAACGAGAUCUCCGGCCAGUGGGGCUGCAUCCCCACGCGGCUAGGACCGGGACUCGCCUACAGAGAUCCCAAUGUCACAACGGAGACCGUCGCACGGAAAGUGAGAAGGGCAGCGGAUGUUUUAGCCGCCCUCGCGGGCGAGCCGGACAUUGGUUUUGUGAAGGUGAUUGGGCAGGUGGAGGCGGACUUGUUCCAACUCCACUCAGCCUACAACGACUUCAAUGCCGCUAUGUUCGAAGAGUUCAGGCAGCGCGGUCUGCAAGUGCAAACCGCAAGCUCCUUGGUCGAAAAGCUGGAAAUGUAUGACAGCUUUCACGCCAGCGAAGACCCUCGCAACCGCGAGUUAUUCCAGACCUACUUGCAUGCGACUAUCAAUGCAAGCAGGAGCGAAUGGCUUGCCCAGAAGAUGGCACCCUGUGUCAGGGCUUUGCUUGUUCGCUAUGAGCACUUUGAGACUGGCUCCGAUGCCAACAAUCCAGUGCUCGAUGAUGUCUUCAAGCAGUGGCGUACAGAGAAGGACCAGCUGAUGAACCCGAAACAGGCCAAGCCAAUGCCGGUCACCCAGGAGGACAAGAUGUGGGAAGCCCCAGAUGCCGCUGACGCAAUCGACGUCAAUAAGAUCUCCGAGGGGCCACCCAUGGAUAAAGCCAUCCGCAAGGAUGUGCCAAGGAUCGGUGCAACCACGGACGUCAGUGCUGUGGCGGAAUGCGUCAAUGACAUCGUCACCCAGGACGCAGACGGCAAGGUGUCCUACAACACCCCGGGCACGGUGGAGCUGGUGGACGAGGGCGACCAGGUCGACCCUAUCCCCUCAUCGAUUGGACGUGUCGUUGAGCCAGCGCCUCCGAAGAAGACUAAGAAGUCUGAUCGAGACGAGGAUGCCAUGCGAAGGCUCAUGUUCAUCGAUGAAAGCGCCCCGCAAGGGGCUGCCACUGUGCCAGAGCUUCCAAAUGAGUACUUCUACAAUGGCAAGAAGCACUUGAUGAAGCCCUUCAACCCGGAGGACAUUGUAGGAGACAGGCACGUGACAUUCAAACACGGAGACCUGAAGUUUCUCACCAAGCUGCUGCGUGGCCAUGAAAUGGACGACUUCCCUGCAUUGAUCUUUGACCGUGGGUGCUGGACAGACGUCGACACUCUGCUCCAGGUCUUCAACACGGCACGAGGCGCACGCUGGGGUGUGAGGCAGCUGCUACGCGCAGCGAAAGCCGAUAAUAAGGGACGGAUCAGACUUUUGGGCAUUGACGUCCCAAUGAAGGACACCCUGGGUCAACCGCUAUUCCCUGUCAGAGUGAGGAUGGCCCAAGGGCAUAACUCCAAGCUCAUCGGCAAUAACCCGGACGCGGACUUCUUCCUUGCGACCAGGUUCUACAGCGGAUUGCCCGAGUACGAGGCCGACCUGCAGAGCAGCGUCAGGGGGGUCACUGUGCUCUCCCGCGAGGAUACCCCCCCAAAGCUCUUCCACCGCACGAACGAAAAGGGAAUGAAGGGUAUCCUCCGCGAUGGAAUGAUCGCCGGCUCCGCGAGGUCAGACAGGUCCCACAACUACCUGUCCCCGUACAAGUUGGACGACACCCACUACAAGAGUGGAAUGCGCUCCAACCAGCCGAUCGAGCUGACGAUAGACACGCAGCGAGCAAUCGCCGCUGGAUGCGUUUUCUUCGUCACGGAGACCGACGGCGUCCUCACACGGGACAAUGUGCCUCCCGAUUGCGUGCUGUCCGCCAUCGACACCAGCAAAAAGAACCUCCCGCUCUACGUCGCCGAGCACAAAGAAGCCGCCCGCGAGGGUGAGCCAGAGCGCAUUUUCCGCGCAAAGCGCGACUAUGAGGAGGCCGCAGCAGCAAGCUCAUCAUCGGCACCGCCCCCAAAACAGGCGGCUAUCGCUCCCAAAGCGAUUGCUUCAAAGAAGAUGCCGAAGGUGGUUCCCAAGCCCGCCGCAAUCGCCGAAAAGGACGAAAGCAUGGACUUGGAUGAAGCCACCCGCGAGGGUGAGCCUGCUGAUGCUGCUGGUGCAUUCGAUCUUGACGAAACCAAGGUUGAGGUUGAGGUCGAAGUCGAUGAAGGCGAUACAACGGAUGCGGGUGAGGAUGAGCCGUACCCACUUGGCUCUCACCCAUGCCGCGAGUGCGCAGCAGUCGUUGCCAAUGGCAUGCUGUUCUGCCUCCGUUGCAAGGCUCCCCAGACGGAUGACUCCAAGAAAAUCACAAAGCGAGUCUUUGAGAAUUCGAGACUCCGCCAGCGCCUUCUUGCCACCGCUGCGACUGGAGCCCAGAAGCCCAUCGAUGAUCUCCUUGCGAGUGACCUUCGAGGCCUGGGCGAGGGACCAAAGAAACGUGGUCAGAUGAGCGCGGAGGCCGCCGCCAUUCGUGACGCCAAAGACCGAAAGAUCAGGGCCGCCAAGUUGAACUUUGACACCGUGUCCGACCGCUUCGAGAAGGACGCGCAGUUCAACGUGAGAAUGAUGCAAGAGGGCCGCAGCCUUGAGGACAUGCAGAAAUUCGAUCACCUGUCGAACGCUGUGCUUCCCGAUCCAGGACGCAGUGAGGAGCAGCGCUACUUGCGUGCUGGCUCCCAUUAUGGUGGUGGCAAUGUCCCGCCUGCGAAGCUGGUCUAUUAUGCCCACUGCGAAGUGGAGCCGUUGAGGAACUUGCGGUUUAUCGAUGAUACCGCGGAUGUCCCCAUCGGCUUGACCUACCUCGGUGCAUUCCUCCCUCCGCGACUCUAUGCUGAGGUGGCAGCAGUGAAUGACGCUGCAAAAAGGAUCCUGACUUUCGACGGCGAAGUCUAUGUGUCGGCUACCACAAUUGAAGGCAUCACAACUGAGAUCGGACAGAUUCUUACCGACAGCCUCCGUAGUGCUCAGGACCAGACAGACCAAACGGAACGUCUGGCAGAGCGCAAUCGCCAGGCUGCAGUCCAGAAUCGCCCAUCCCAAAAGGGACGUGGUCGCACGACAGCACCUGAGCCCAUGUACAGAGGCUAUACUCAGGCCCAGUGGGACGAGUACUAUCGCCAGCGUCGUGGAGGUUACACUCAGGCCGAGUGGGAUGCAUGGAACCGCACCCAUAGGCGCUGA
Messenger RNA from Symbiodinium sp. CCMP2592, 6879 nucleotides. NCBI's taxonomy places the organism in Eukaryota, Dinophyceae, Suessiales, Symbiodiniaceae. The record is from the annotation of a GenBank genome assembly.